ACAAAAAAAAACCCUAAUUUCCCACUGCUUCCGCAAUUCCAACUUGAUAAAAUCAAUUCCGUCGCCAUGGACGCUGGUUCUUCAUCAUCCGAGGACACUGGUUCUUCAUCAUCCGAGGAGAAGCAAAGGAUAUGUGCUAUUCUGAAUAUGGACAGCGAUUAUUAUGCCGUCUACAUAAUUGAUAUAGUCUCGGAGGAUGGUGCCGCCGACGACGACGCAAUAGUCGAUUUAAAUCGCGUCGACACCUACCGCUUCGCCAGGCAAUUUGUAGAGAGGGAUCCAAAUUUCUUCAUUCAAGAUUUCACCGAGACUGAUGGUUUAUGUGCGUUGGGUUCAACAAUCUUCAUGUUUGAAGGCGUAGAUUAUCGGCGGAUCAAAGUCGACACUCUAUACCGCAGUAUGGGCAUAUACAGCUUCCCGUUGCCGGCCGAGCACAUGGUGAGGACAGCGGGGACAGAACCAAUACCUUGUUACCAUAAAAAUUUUGGUGGUGUGAGGUUCGGUCUGGAUUUAGCUUCUGCGAAUCAAAAAUGGGAAUUAUUUGGUGUUCACUUAUCUCUUCCUUGUAAUUAUCAGCAUUUCAUAACUGAAGAUAUGCUGGUGUUGUCUUCGUACGGAGUUCAUCCGGUUGGAUAUGAAUAUGAAUCCUCUGCAAUAAUUCAUUUUCCACUAUGCUCGUUUGUUUCUCCACAACUUGAAAGGAAGACUUCCUCUAUCAUGCUACUUGACAAGGAAUGUGUUGCUUGUAUUGUUCAAGUAGGCAAGGAUGAUUCCGAAAGGCCAUUCUGGACUAUGGAUGUGGUAGAGCUCAAUCACAGGCCCUACAACUAUGAUGGGCAAUUUGCUAGGCGCUUCAAGUCUUUUAAAUUUGCUUUUUUGUGUAAUUCUGAUAGUUCAUGUAUUGCGGGCUUGUUUGCCUUCUAGAAACUUGUGUUUUAGAUCUAGUAAGAAUGUAAUGUUGAAUUCAAAACUUGAGAUAUAUUAUUAUUGUAAACAUUUGGUUAUUAUUUUCCAA
Salvia miltiorrhiza (redroot sage) is the source of this 1015-nucleotide messenger RNA. RefSeq lists its product as uncharacterized. The transcript has 2 exons. The record is from RefSeq and is a predicted model, not a curated record. Lineage: Eukaryota; Viridiplantae; Streptophyta; Magnoliopsida; Lamiales; Lamiaceae. The coding region runs from base 67 to 924 and encodes 285 amino acids.